CUCGAUUCCGACCAGCGCAAACUCCAAGCUCGGCGUCGCCUGCGGAUUGAGGCAGCGGAACCCGAUUUUUUGGGGCCCAGCAGCAACCGGGAGAUUUUCAUCUCCUCGUCCGUUUAUUUUCGCACCCUUGACCGAAUCCCGACCCGGCUUUUUUCCCCCAUCAUGCCUCGAGGCGGCGGGCGGAGAGGCGAAGCUUCAGCUGAGCCGGAAGCUCUCCACGAGUUCGGAGUUCGAGGCCGGAAAACCGGCGCUUUCUUGAAGGACACGGGCGAGCGCGAUGAGCAUGGCAUGCAGCCUCUGGAUGCCAUUUUCUCAUCGCCAGCAGUCACUCGCAGGGAUGAAUCCGGGAGCGAGGACAUGGACAUAUCGUCAAGUGCUGGACCAGGGCCAAGAACAGUCCUCAAGAACCGGCGGAGCAUCGACGAACCCCGACUUACCAGUGACAGGAAUGCAAACGAUCGAUCAUCCUCUCCCACGCGCAAUCCCAGCGCCGAAAAGGCAGCUCGGAGGCUUAAUUUUGCCGGCAAAGCAGGAAACAAGGCAGCUAAGACGAAUGGGAAACACAAGGCGACAGGGCUAAACGGCCUUUCACGGCACAGGGACGACUCGGAAUCGGAGGAGCUAGACGACGUCAUGGGUGCGAGCGGAAACGGGGUGACAAUUGACGGCCCGGCUGAAGAAUCCAUGCUGAUGGUCGAUUCGAUGCAAAACGAUCCGCCGAGGCCCGAGCCAAAAGCUGCGCAGGAACAGGAUGACGACUCAUCAUCGCAGAAGAAGCGCGGAAGACGGCCAACCAAGGCCGCUCCGCAGGCAAAACCCAAAGCAGCUCCCCGGGCUCCCCCUGAAGAAGAGGAAUUGGAACAGGAGGAUGAAGAGGAGGAUGAAGAGGAGGAUGAGUUGCCAAUUGUAAAGCAAAAGGGGCGGUCAAAACAAGAUCAGAAGCGCCGCGAUGCAGCGCCGUCAUCAUCCCAGCCGUCAAAGAAGCGAGGACCACCGCGAAAGUCUACCCGUGAAGAUACCCCAGAAGAAGCACAAGAACAGUCUGAAGAAGAGCAGCAGGAGGAGGAGGAUGAAGAGGAAGAGGAUGUUGCGCCACGGAAGAAGCAGAGAACUGCUGGACCUUCAAAAGCCGCUAAGCCCAAAGCCAAGGCCGAACCUCAGCCCAAGACAAAAGGCCGACCUGGGAGAAAGCCUAAGAACGCAGAUUCCGAGGACGGAGAUGUGGGAGAGACAUCGUUUGCGGCUCUACAACGUGGCCCACCCAUGCCAAAGUCUCGCGGUUUGGUAUCUAUGCGCAAAGACUUGGACGAUAGGAUAACGCAGACAAGAUCCGGACGACACUCUUACCGACCUGUUGAGUAUUGGAGAGGCGAGCAGGUGGUCCGGGAGGAUGAAGAGCAGGCUGAUAUGUUUGCCAAGGAUCGAUUCGUCAUGCCGAGCAUCAAAGAAGUCGUCCGUGUACCCGUGGAGGAAGCACCCAGUAGAGCUGCAUCAUCACGAGGCAAAGCGCGACCCAAAACGAAGAAACCCGUGGUGGAGGAAGACUAUGAAGCAUGGGAGCUCAACCCAGGUACCGUCGAGGGCGAAAUCGUGAUAUGGGAGACGGAGCAUGAAGAACAUCCCCCGGCAGAUGAUGAGCCUGUCCAGGUAACAGACGAGCGAAUCGCCCUAUCGGCCAAGGCAGUGCAGACAUCGGAGAUUCGUGAUGCCACGUUCCGGUUCGCAAAGACGCUGACGAUGCCGUUUAUGGGUGCUGGAGUGGUUGAUCUGCCCCCCGGCGGCGAGAAACGGCCCAAGAACUCGCGGAAGAUGCACAUGGUCUUUUUCGUGCACACAGGAAAAGUCAUGGUGACAAUCAACGAGGCGCAGUUUCGCAUAUCAGCGGGUGGUAUGUGGUUUGUGCCGAGAGGCAACUAUUACAGCAUCACAAACGACUACGAUAAUCCCAGUCGAGUCUUCUUCUGUCAGGCGUGCGAGAUAUCUCCUGCGCAGUAUGAAGCCUCGCAGAUGAGCAUCGCAGCAUGAUGAGAAAAUGAAGAAGAAAAAAACGAGCUACCUAUCAGAAAAGCGCUCCAUUGCUGCGAAUUACCGAUUUACAUGGCCAUCACGAUUCAUCAUACCCUCAACACGAUUUGAGCACUCCCCCUUCUUUUCUUCAUUCACAGCGUAUUUCUCGCAUUCACUUUUUUGCUGGCGCCGCACCUAUUCUUCUUUUCCUCUUGUUCUCUCAUUGAUUGACGAAGCUUGCACAAAAUGGGAGGGAAAGAAAGAGAAAUGUCAAUGUUCAUUUUGUUCAUCUUUCAUCUGCAGAAGGCGUAAGGCGGGCUGAUUGUUCGGAUGGAUGGGCAGGGAGGGAGUAUUUGUGGAUUUUUCUUGUUUCUUGUUUCUUUUGAUUUGUUUUACAAAGCUUUGAGGCGUGAAAUGAGAUGCAUUUGAUUCCCUCUCUCC
Trichoderma virens Gv29-8 is the source of this 2448-nucleotide messenger RNA. RefSeq lists its product as uncharacterized. Lineage: Eukaryota; Fungi; Ascomycota; Sordariomycetes; Hypocreales; Hypocreaceae. The record is from RefSeq and is a predicted model, not a curated record. Gene Ontology annotation, cellular component: kinetochore. Bases 163 to 2025 code for a protein of 620 amino acids. The transcript has 7 exons. Gene Ontology annotation, biological process: kinetochore assembly; spindle attachment to meiosis I kinetochore; attachment of mitotic spindle microtubules to kinetochore. Gene Ontology annotation, molecular function: centromeric DNA binding.